Messenger RNA from Pomacea canaliculata, 13548 nucleotides. Its product is annotated as protein turtle homolog A-like. Gene Ontology annotation, cellular component: axon; plasma membrane. Gene Ontology annotation, molecular function: cell-cell adhesion mediator activity. Lineage: Eukaryota; Metazoa; Mollusca; Gastropoda; Architaenioglossa; Ampullariidae. The record is from RefSeq and is a predicted model, not a curated record. Gene Ontology annotation, biological process: dendrite self-avoidance; homophilic cell-cell adhesion; axon guidance.
UGGCACGUUCUGAUUGGACGAAUUAGCGCAGCUCGUGAAAUUUGAUUGGAUUAUCCAGAUCAAACACCGUGUGCCUGAGAAAAAAGUGUGCGUCUGUCUCGUGUAUUGAUGUGCGGGCCACAUUGAUCAGACUGAGGGAUAUUUGGAGCAAAUUCUUGGGAAACAGUUUUACACUGCCAGACGUUUAGAUGUCAGACGCAUGGAGGAUUCCUAGCAGACUAAAACGUCGGAUGCGGUCAUGAAUUUGAGACCAGCAUGUUUCGCGCUGGUCUGGAUGUGUGCGGUUCUAAUCCAUGCCGGGGGCGGACAGCAGCACCAGUCUCGACCACGCGUGCCGACGUCUAGUCGGGUGGCCAGUGUGGGUGGGCAGCAGAUACUCGACUGCUCCAUCAUCUUCCCGGGUGACCAGCCCAUCAACUACAUCCUGCAGUGGCGCAAGGAGGGCAUCAAGGACCCCAUCCUCUUCAAGUAUGACGGCUACAGUCCACAGGUGAACAACAACCUCCACUACGCAGGGCGCCUGUCCCUGGUGAAGGGGGUCUCGCUGCAGAUCAACUACAUCCGGCCCGAGGAUGAAGGGUGGUACGAGUGUGACAUCACCUUCAUCAGCGACUCCGCCAACAAGAUCAGCGCCAACGGCACCUGGAUUUACCUCACUGUGCACUCGCCGCCGACGAUCACGGAGAGCUCACGCAACAUGCUGCAGCACCGGCGGGGGGAGAACAUCAAGAUCUUCUGCCGCGGCACGGGGUCGCCGGAGCCCAAGCUGGUGUGGCGCAAGGACAACGUGCUGCUGGAGAACUCGGGGCGCGUGCGUGUGGACGGCGGCGAGGUGCGCAUCACCAACCUGCACCGCGAGGACGGCGGCAUCUACACCUGCACCUUCACCAACUCCGUGGGCGAGCGCGCACAACUCAUCAAGCUCGUCGUAGAAGGAAGGCCAUACAUUAUGCAUUCCCCAAGCAACAGCACAGCCAUUGAGGGUCAGAGGAUCAAGUUUAUGUGUGGGGCAGAAGCAUACCCUGACAACAUCACCUACUAUUGGUACAAGGACGGCACCGACGUGCGAACGUUACCUGUGUAUGAGAAACGUUUGACCCUUCCCCCUGAUGGUGGAUUACUGCUGACAGGGGUGGUAAAGGAGGACAUGGGCUGGUACACCUGCAAACCCAGCAAUGCAAUUGGCCAGGAUGAGGCCAGUGCCUACCUGAAUGUUACCUAUAUUCCAAGGGUGAUAACAAGGCAGAUGCCAGUCUCAGUAAUUUGGGCAAGAGGAUUGCAGCAGAGCCUAAAUUGCCCUGUGGAUGCAAACCCUCCUUUAAUAGAGACAAUCUGGACCAAAGGUCAGCAGACUAAGAUACAAAGCCAAGGUCGCUUUGAUAUUCUUCUAAACGGCACCCUGUUGGUAAGCGAUGUUCAGCAGACAGAUGCAGGAAGCUAUUCGUGCACCCCAAAAUCUGCCUUGGGUCUUGGUGAACCUUCACCUAACGUGCAAGUCGUGGUUAGAGACAGUCCAGACCCUCCAUAUUUUACUAUCCGCCCUAUGCCAAGGUAUCAACAGCAGGUGGAGGAACCUGUAGUCCUUCCUUGUGCUGCCUCGGGUACGCCAACACCAUCCAUCACCUGGAAGAAGGUUGAAGGCAACAUUAAUAUUGAUGGGAAUCGUGUGAUGAUGGACGGGGGGAACCUUUCAAUAAUCAGCACUAAGAAAGAAGAUCAUGGGACAUAUGAAUGCGUUGCCAGUAACACAGUUGCAACCAUUGUCGCUGUCACAGAGCUGUACAUUCUCAAUACAACUCCACAUGCGCCAUACAAUAUCACCGUCAUACCACAACUGUUCUCAGCAGAGAUCAGCUGGGCCCCUGCGUUUAAUGGUGGUCGAUCACAGUUCUACAUGUUGUGGUUUCGGCCAUUGGGCGGAAGCUGGAGUCAACUGACGAUUCCAGGGCAAGCAACAUCGUUCACCUUGUACAAUUUGCAGCCAAACACCGACUAUGAGUUUAUGGUGCUAUCUCGAAAUGACCUGGGCAACGGAUCCUUCAGUGAUGCUGUUGUUGCUCGAACGCUGGACCCAGAUCACAAGCUGCGUCCCCGCACUACUCUUAAAACAAUGGGUUUUAAUCCAGACAUGGUCACUGCCUUGCCCACUGAUGCCUAUGGUUCCACCUACAUCCCUGAAGUUCGUGAAUCCUUAGGUCCCAGGCCAACACCUCCACGCAAUGUGACGACCAUGCGGCAGGGUGACCGUGGCAUCCUGGUCAGGUGGAACCCACCAGUAGACCCCCCAGUCCCAGUGUUCUGGUAUGUUGUGGAAUACUUGGCCAGCAACAGCAUGGUGUGGCGCCAGCACAGCACAAAAGUUCUGGCAUCUGGAGAAACACAACUGCUGAUGGAGGACAUGCCACCUGGGGUGUACCAACUGCGGGUACUCGCCUACAGUGUCCUGGCCUUCAGUCAGUCUAGCAACAUCGUUACCAUAGAGAUUCCAUCAGGACCAAGGAAUAACCAUGCCAACACAGACUCUUCUACUGAUGGGAGGCUGAUCCCCGAUGCUAUGAUUGGGGGAAUCGUCGGGGGAUUCCUCUUCCUUCUGGUGGCUGUUCUACUCAACAACAGUGGCAUCAUCCACAGCCGCCGCAAGGGAAACAAAUCUAGAGCAAAUGCCAAUUAUGCUGAUGUGACUUAUGGAAAACCAGAAGAUGUAAACAGUCGCCAACAUCAAACUCCGCCAAAAUGGGAUCGCUGGCAGCAGAAUGGAGGAGGAGACAUUGUGACGUCCCUCAGCAACACAGACUCCAUCUUCUUCCUGCCACGCACCAGCAGGACUUCAGAUCUCAAGUCUGCUUUCCAUGACCCUUGGCUGUAUAACCGUGACCUCCCCAUGCACAUACCUGACCCGGCUUAUCAGGUGAACAAAUCCCCGCCACUCCCUCCAUCAUACUUCUCAUCUGAAGCCUUCCUCACCCCCAGACCGUCAAGCCAGCAUCCUUCCCAACAGGUACCCCUGCACCAUGACACUACCAGUCCUGCUAGUCACGGUGAUGGGAGACUUACGUUAAAAAAGCCUACACCAGAAUUGCCCUUACUUCCUGAUGGGAGACAGUUUAGUCCACAAAGUCCUUACUUGCAGAAUGCUGACUUUUCUAACCCACAGUUUCCCUCACAUGAUCGCCACCCAGACAGAAGUGUCCACAAACCUCGAUCACGUUCACACGUUCAGAAUAGUCCACGUGAUCAGCAGUUUGUUCCCUACCCAACUUCUCCUGUGGACAGUCACAUGCCUAAAGGAUUGCAGCACAGCUAUGAUGGCCCCUAUCAUGGUUUCCAUAGUGAUGACGAUGACGAUGUCUUUGGUCCAGGCCUACAACCUGCACCUGUGGGCCCUGCUAGCUUGCCACGUCACAGUUCCUUAAAACCAAGCCAGCAGCAGACGUACCUGACAGGGGAGAAGGAUGCACCAGUCUUUUCACUGAACGACAUCAGCUCAGUUCUGGACAGCCCUAAAGCAGAAUGUAUCCAGCCAUCCUUUGCAGAAUGCGUCCCAACAUUAUUCCCCCAACAACCCUCAACACAGGAGUCCUUCAGGUCACCACCACUUGGCCAUCCUGGAGUUCGUAGACAGGAAGGGAGGUCACCCCAGCAGGAGAAGCCUCUGGCUCAGGUUUGGCCAUCACCCAAGCCUGCUGAUGAGAGUGAAAGCAGCACCAGCAGUGGGCGGCCGCUGGGCUACACCCGGGAUCAGUUGCACAAUACAGUUGACCGGGUGCGCCACACAUCCCGGCCGCCGCUUGUUGGACCAGAGCAAUAUCUGGAUGUCACCGCGCAAGGAUUACCUCCAGAUUCUGGAUCAUACAGAGACAAGGCUGUGGCCAGAGGAGUCCCAGGUGCACCUGGUGCUGGUUAUGAUCUGGGUGCCUAUGGCGCACCUGUAAAGCCUGCGCGGUUGCAUCCUGUUGCAGUCGGCAGAUAUCCAGAAGACAGCCAGAGUAGUGGCAUCGGCAGCAGGAACACCUCUCAGAGCACCAACAGUUCUGCAGCGGCCACGAUCCAAGCCCUCAGCUGCAUCCACCAGCUCUCUGUUUACGCCGCAGGAAUCCUUCCAAGACGAUGAUUAUUACAUGACAACUUGGAUCGUUCCAGUCUUCGUCGUGACACGUCUGCUGAUGAGAACUAUGAGUUCGACUCUCUUCCAGCUUUAGAAUCAGAUCUGCUCAGUGAUUUGAGGAGAUAUUCCAGGUUGUCUACAGCAGGGGGAGACUCACUUGGUGUUCAGCAGGGUGAUGUUGUGCAAGACCUCUAUCCCAAGCCUCGCCAUCCGAGCCAGUACGCAGAUGCAGCAGAGCGAUUUGAACGACUGCGCGAAGAGUUUCAUCAGUAUCGCAAACAACAGAGUACCUCACUGUCUCCUUCAUAUUAUGAGCAGCAGCCUUCAUAUCCAAUGGACAGUGAGAUGUUGUGAGUGUAAUGGUGAGGACAGGCUGUGUCAGUCAACAGUAGCAAGGUCUGGUGCAACAUUUUGAGGGAGCAGCAGGAGAGUUUAACUGGAUACCUAGUUAUUCAUGGCAGGGUGCACUGUGGCAGCUGACAUCAGAUUGUUAAGAAAAAAAAGGAUGGCUGGGUCUUGAGGAUGAAUGUGACCAAAGGGGGCCUAGAGCAUGUUUCCUGAGGCACAGCCGUAUAGGGUGGAUUUUGCGCUUUAUUUUCUGAAUCGCCAAAGUGCAGGAUGAUGCCAUGUUAAUUUUGUGAAAUGCCGGGUUCUGAGACAAAGGUAGGUCAUAGGACUUUGUUUGAUGAGCCAAGAGGAUCUGGUUAUCCAGUAGGACUCUGACAUCUUAGGAAGGUGCAGUUCACACACAUGGUUGUCAAAAAACCGGGGCAUGUAUGAACAGGUGGAUACAGUGUGAGGAAACGGAGGGGGCGGGGCAGCACCUAUUAUCUGUGGUGUGAACGUGAUCUCCUUGAAUGAGGAAAAACAAAUACUACCAAGUAUUGUGCCUGCAGAGUUUGUGUUUGUUUUCUUUUUGCAUCUCCAGGAUCAUCUGUUCACCUUUUGCAUAGAGAGAGUGAUGAACACUGCCAUGACGGCACCUUUGCUGUACAGCAUGAGGCUGCAACAAGCAUCAUAACAUUGCCGUACUGUUUAGAGGACUAGACAGAUUUGCUGGCGCUGACUAAAGUGACUGUAGGAUGUUUGUGUUCACAGACUUGUAGCAUCUUCAAUGGGGCAGUAGACGAUGGUUUACUGGCAUCAUGUGACUGAACCAAUGGUUUAUUUACUUAAAAAAGUGAUCGCUUAAACCAAUUUUUUUUUUCAGAAUAAUUGAUUCAACUGAUGGUUUGCUGGCCUGAGGUUACUAAUUAAACUGAUGAUGAUUUACUGCCAUGUCAGUGCUGUAGUCAUGACAGUGACAAGCACACUAUUUAUAUUGUACUGCCAUUGUGUGAUUGCUGCAGUAAUUGUUGUUGCAGUUUUUCACUCAGCUGAACCAAAACACUGCUCUGAUUGUCACCAGAAAGUCCAGUUAAAAAGUAUUGUUUAUAUCUAGGUAAAAAUGUUGAAAGUUAAGCUUUAAUUUUUGUUUCCAGCUGUGCUGCAAGACGAACUGACCAUACAGCACUAGAUCAAGAUUUGUGUGGUUUGGGAAAGAAUUUCUCAGUGAUAAAAGUAUUUUGUUUUGUCGGUUUUUGAAAAAAAAAGAAUGACUUUGCUUUUAGCAUGUGUUGAAACAUCUGCUUUGCUCAUUUCUUUACCAUUUAUUUAAGUUGUAUAUAUGGCAAGAGCUUAUUGUGGCUGAGCCUGUAAUGAAAUAUAUUCAAUUUUUUAAGUUGGACCAAUAGUUAUCAGGCUUUUUUGUUGAUUUUUUAUUUGUGACCUCCUCCAACAUCUCCUCAACUUAAACCAAAGUUAUUUUCUUUUGCCAUAAUAGCCACAUUACUCCAGAGAACAGCAGAAAAGUUUUAAAAUAUCCGUCCUUUCUUCCAUUUGUACACACAAACACACAUACACUGAUUCUAUUUCUGUUUUUAAUGCUGAGAAAAGUUUUUCAAAGAGUUUCUAUUGACUACAGUUGGUGCACACAACACCAGGUCCUCUCCACUCUAAAAAAAUAUUUUAUUGGUGUGUCAACAAUAAAAUGUAGGUUUACUGGCUUGUCUAUAAUAAUCUGCUGACUGGUGAGUCUACAUAUUUUUUAAAAACAAGUCAGUAUCCAUCAUGCAAAUGCAAAAUUAAAACUAGAGAUAUUUAAAGGUAAGCAGACCAAAGGCCUUUCAUAAUCAAGCUAACGUAAUCAAGUUUGCUAGACUUACAUGCAAAGAGCACAGAAAACCAACGUUAAGGGCACUGAAACUGUGGCCAGCAUGUUGAGCUAAUGAGUUGGCCAAAGUAUGAAUGAGAGUGCGAGACUUUUAGAGGUUUGGCUUUUCCAUCAUUUUGCCUUGUUAAAAAGAUAGGGGAUGGACAAAAUCCAGUCAGGUAUAUGAAAGUAAACAUAAAUAACGGUAACAAGAUCAGUCGCUACAGACAGGUGGCUAAAUUUAGUUGAUUCACUGAAACAACUGCGACAGACUUGAAAAUCAAAAGUUUUCUCUUGCUUACUAGCACAUAACCACACAUAUACCACGAACACAUGGCAUCCUUUUAUUUGUGUAGUGCAGAUUGUUUGCAGAGUCUGUACUUUUCAAAUUUUUUUAGUGUGUCAUAACAAUGAACUACAAAUUUACAUUGGUUUUACGGAGCAUCUCUAAAAUUGUACCCAUUGUACCACAGCCGCCAUUGUGCAUGAGAGAACUGCCAAGAACUGUGGACAUUCAAGCAUCACUAAGCAUGUGGAUGUCUGGUGUCAAAUGCUGAGGAGGUUUGUGUAGACGAUGGGGGUCAAACGCUGCUGUGCCAUUGGUAACUAUUUUUUUGCUAGAGCUGUCUUGGGCAAGGAGUAAGGCUGACUCAAGGAUUUGCUGUGAAACUUGAGGACAGAGUCCGAGACAGUGAAAAGCAUGCGAAACACACUGCCAUCACAAGCCAUAAACAAGUUGUGAUAUUUUUCUAUUUAGACCUUUCACUAUGUGAUUUUUUUUGUUGUUAUUGUUUUCUUAUCAGUCAAGUGGAGAUUGUUGUUUGGCGUUCUCAUUCGGAUGGAAUGCUGAUUACAUGCCAAAUGCUCCAGCAGGAAUUCAUGCCCCAAACUUGUGUUGGCACAUGAAGGGAUGUGCAUGUAAAGUUACCCAUGGUCUGAUAUGUCUUAUACACACGUGGACAAAGCAUGCUGGAUGAGCCGUGCAGUAAAUAGUAUAUAACAGGCAUCCCGUGCAAGAUUAGUUGCACGGUGCACUGAAUCACUGAAUUUUGUUUUUGUGGACAGAUAGUCUAAAGUAUGGUCUUGUGAUAACAGUUUAGCAGCUAGAUUAUCACAGAUUUGUGAAAGGAACCAGUCUUGUGCUGAAGUUGUCUGGUGGAUGGUAAGUUAAAAUGAAGCUCGUGAUAUGGGAGAGUGGCAUCAGGCCAGUGAGAAUGGUAGGAGUGUCUAUUCCUUUUGUUAUGGCAUCGGGCUGCUCUUUUCAUUGAAGGACAUGCCUUUUUGCUGUUAUGCUAAUGAAGUAGGUUGGCAUCUUUAGUGAGGUUGUUACGAUAUGUUUCAGUGAGGUGGUCUUUUGUUUCUGAGGUGGGUGUCAUGUCUGGCAUUGUUUUCAGCAGAGUAGAUAUAGCAGGCCUCCUUAAAGUAUGUCAGUCCUUUUUCCUUUUUUUUCUUAUUUUACAAACUUUUUUUUGUGGGAUGGUAAGGGUUCAAUAUUCUUUGGUGUUUGAUAGUACAGUAUUUCUGAUUGUAUUUUCCGAAGCUGAGUUCUUUUCAGCUCACCUGUCUUUAUCCUAAUUGGUUUUACCCCCCUGUGUUACUUGGGCUUGGAAUUUUAUGAAAAAAAUGUUAACCACAAGGAGUAGUUGGGCUUAACUACACCACGGUCCAACAAGGUUACUACAACUGAAUUUUCAGGUUAAUCCUAGUUGCAAAAAUUUCAAGCUCAAGUAGCAGUCAAAGCUGUUUUUAACAUAAAAUCUCCAGCCAAGUAAUUUUGGGUGAUUAAUGCCAAUGAGGGUAAGAGAGAGAUAUAUAUAUUCUCUGGGUGUAGUUCAUGGAGAGGCAAGUACCUGUGAAUUAUGACAGAUUACAGAUGUUUGCUGUACUGCAGCACCUUAGACUGAAUUUUGUAAUUCUUUGACACCUCACUAAGCCACCUGUGCAGCAUUGCACUUGUUGGAUGAGAAUAAUUCUGCCGCUGUGUAAACAUGUUGCACCACUAUAUUGAGUGCAUGAGCUGUACUGCUGUAUGCCUGGUCAUACGUAUAUCAUACUGCGACAUACAUCACCUUGUUGUUGCACAACAUAAUCACUGGUGCAGUGUAGCAUCAUAUCACAUGGUUGUAUAGCACUUGACAUUGAUGAGGAUCCUUUGCAGCAUAUAUAAUGGAAUGGCUCUUUUGUAUUACAGCAUACAUUACAGAAUGGUUGUGUUGUAGGGGAUACGUCACUGAUUAUAUAUGCUGCUUAUUGAAUGUGUGCUGCUUGUGUAAAUAUCUUGGCUGGACAAACCCAGUGUCUUCUUCAAUACUGUUGCUGAAAAAUGAACAGGAAUCAGGGUGUCAUAUCUUUUUCAAUAGCAGGAUAUUUCAUUCUGCGUUUACUAAAAUGUCCUCAAGCAUAAGACAUUUACCCAUAAGCAGAUUUCAAGAGAUAUUUUUAAUGAAUGCAGGGCAAGGAGUUAAAAAUGUAGAAACAGUUGUUCCUGCAGAAUUUUUACCUCUGAGUGCAUAAUGAUUCAGUAUCAUCUCCUGGCUUGAAAUAAUGAAUUUUAAUGACCAUGCCUACCUUGGAUUUGAACUUGCAUGGGGUGACAGCAAAACCUCCAAGAUGAGAAUUUUGUUUUCAUUUGGGGCAACGACUCCAUCAUUAUUGCAUUGCGUACUUCCCGUUUCACUUCCUAAGCAUCUUAUAAAACAGAAUUAUGUCUUGUCCUUUAACGCUGACGGUGAAAGAGAAAGGUUGUAAAGCCCAUUUUUAGGCAUGAAGAGAGACUUACCUACUUAUGUAGACUGUUGUACUUAGGUGUACAGUGCAGCUAAAUCCUAGACUAUUCUGCAGCCAGGUUGUGAAUGCAUUGUAAACAGUGUGCUUAUGCUUUGGAUGAACUCUUUGUCGUCACACAGUUUGCUAAUCUUUAGCCUUUGUACCGCUUGUUAUGUGUGCUGGUGUGUGUGCGAUGUGUGCACACAUGUAUGGAGUUUGCCAUGAGUGGUCAAGUAAAAGAAUGUAUGUGUGUGUGUAUAUGAGCACGCAUGUGUGGAUGCCUGUACAGGAUAUUUCAAAGCAUUGAAUGUACACACAGGAUUUUUUUUUUAUAGCACUUCACACAAACUGCUCAGUUUGUUACCCAACAAACCCUGUGUUGUUUUUUUGUGCAUUAUUGUAGGCUGGUUCACAAUACAUAUCACAAGGUUAAUGUUUGGCUAUUUGGUUAGCCUGCUCUGCCUAUAUAUAUAUUACACCUAUAUCGAGGAGGCUGGUAUGACUGCGUAGGGUAUGACUCCACUAUAUAUAUAUAGGGUCUGCAUUAACCUAGGUCUCGUGGAAUGUUUUAAAUUCUCAUCAUUGAUAACUAAUGUUACUUGGAAAAAAAAACUAACAUUAAAAAGAAUUAUAUUUGUUGGCUUAAUUCCACAAUGAGAGUGAUUGCCCUGUGUGUUGACAGCAGGAAUACUGUUGUUUUUUUUUUAAAGUGUGGUCCCUACUUAAAUUUUGAUGUGCAGCAUUGUCUGGAUUUGUGAGGGGAAAAAAAUCAGCAUGCGGGUUUGAUCUUUUACACAUUCCAAGUGAACUGGAUGCAUUCUUUUAGGGGAGCUAAUUCACUUAAGGAAUUGAGAGGGAUGUGAGCAAGAGCGGAAUCAUCUUUGUUUUGGAAGCAGGCAUGCACCAUCCCUGAUGAGGUUUUGUGUCAGUUCAUGUGCACAAAGUCAAGCACAAUUGUAUGCAUGUGUGUGACAGAGAAGUUUCAGCUAUUCAGACAUUUGUUGUCGUUCAAGUACGCUUGGACUGUGUUUAUUAUUUAUCAUAAUUUUCAUCCUAUUGGUCCUUUAUUUGUAGCGGCCAAGUCCCGUUUUGAUAUGGCACAGGUUUAGUGUGUUUAUCGAUUGAUGAUAUUGUUUUUAUUUGUGGAACCAGAUCAGAGAUUUAUUUACCAGAAAAUCUUGAAUGAUUUUCCUAAUCCUGAUGUCUUUUAUUGCAUUUGUGAGUGUUAUUGCCAUGGUGACAUUAUAGUAAUUGUUCCUACCACAUUCUAAAUGAAUCAAAGCGGAUGGAUGGUCUGGAAGUGGCCCGCUGCAUACAGCCAAGGGAGGGAGUUCUAGUGCAGAGGUUCAUUAAGUUGUAAAAAGAAAUACCACUUGCGACUCUUGCAUAGACAUGACAUGUACAAGUGAUGUCUCGUGAGCAACAUGCGUUGGCUGCAGCAAAAGGUCAUUGGCUGUACCAUUCAUUCUGACUAGUUAUGUGGUGGCCACGUUGUUUUGUAUUGUGCUACAUUCUCACAACUGUAAUUGUUUAUGCACGUUAUUUAUUUCAUGGCUUUUCCUUUGCAGUAUUUGGGAUGCUCUUGCACAUGGUUGAAUGUUGACAAAGCAGCAGUGAUCAUAGCUGCUGGCUACCUUUGUCUGCAAGCCUAAACCUGUUUUAUUUGCUGAUGACAUUAUUUCACAAUAUUGAGUUGAAGAAUCAAAGGAGUCUUUACACUUGCUUCUGGUGAUGUCUUGUGCAAGUUUUGUUUUCAAGUUUUGACAGCGGUGGUAAUUUUUUGUUGGGAUAUAGUGUGCUUUGGUUUGUAGUCUUUUUUUGGGCCAGGCAGCAUUUGUUCAAUACUAGAUUAGUUGUCUACCUCUGUUAUUGCCCUUUUGUACGACUUCUUCCCCUGUUUUUCUUGUGACAUUUCAGAUGAUCAGAAAUUGUUGUUGUGCAACUCUGCCAGUAGUCUGUGAUGUGAUGUUUCUGGUUCACGUUUUCACAAUUUGAAAACUGGUGUGAGUGUGUAGGUAGACUAAGUGUGGCGUGAUUGUCACAGGUUCGUAAGUUUGUCCAGCACCUUUCCCAACACCUCACAAUUUUCAUCAUCCAUCUCUGUUUUGAACUUUUUGUCCAUCAAACAUUUUUUUGGUUGGUGCUGUGAUUUUCUCACCAAUUUCAUUUCUGGCUCAAGAGAAGCAUUAAAGAAGUUGACUGAGUCUGAAGGUGUUGAUUUCCAGACUAAAAUAUGCAUACAUUUGGAGUUAAGGUGUGGGAGAGAGGCUUCACAUCCUUGGGAGCAGAAGAUCGGUGGUUUGUGGUUUGCUCAAGCAAGUGACUGAAAACCUUCGCUACCUACACAGAAGUGGUGGGUAACCUGAUUGGUGAGGGCAGACAGAAGACAAGAACAGUUGAGGACUGGCUUUCACAAACUGUAGUGAAAACAUGGUGAACCACUUUCACUUGGCCUGUGCAGCCAAUAGGUUAAGGGACGUUUAGCUUCUAUAGACGAAGAGCAGCAGACAUAUUACACUUGAGGUCUAUUCUCAUGUUGCAAUGUACCAGACUUUGAAGGGUUUGCUUACCUUGUACAAGGCCCUCCAAGCUUUGCACAUGGCUCACAAAGGUUCUUAAAACAAAGUUUGCAUGGAUAGGACGUGGUUCUAUUUUUUGCAAGCCUUGACCUACAUGACAUGACUAUAGCCAAUUGGAAUACUCAAAAAUGGUAGGCUCUCUAAAUUAUAAGGUGAAAGGGUAGAAUAGGUCUGAGGCAAAAUGUUUCAUGUUAAAAUCACUGUGAAAGAACAAUAUACCUAUGUAUACUUAAACAAGCCCUCAUUUCCGCACCUACAUUUUUUUUUUCUUUUCUCUCUCUAUGUCCUUGUACAGCAGUUAAAAUUAUCUUUUCAGCAAUGUUGUCUGCUAUUUUGCUUACUUCCUAUUUGUGAGGGGCCUUGCUGCAUGAGAGAACAGUGUUGCUAAACUACAUUGCAAGGAAAUCUUGCAGAUGCAAACCUUGAAAACAUUGCAACAUGAGAAUAGCCCUAGCUUGGGAUGUCUAAACCCUUCCACUGAACAUUAACCAUGUCGUCACCAAGGAGGUUAAGUGUCUGCAUGAAAGGUUUGGGUCUAGCUUGCAGCAUUUCAAGCAAAAUUUGGUUUCAAGAACAUUGAUGUUUGCAUACAUCUUGUUGGUGUGUGGUACUAACAUGCAAGAUAAAAAAUAUAAAAAGUAUAUGAAAAAAACCCGUUUCUCUCACUUCACAAUAAUUUGCACAUGCUUUUUUAUAUACAGCAUUCGUGUAAAGUGCAUUUGUACCAACCAGAAAGUUUUUCUUUUCAUUUAGGUUUUACUUCUAUUGAUGUAAGAGAAGGGAGAGGUCUAAUGACUGCCAAUGCUUGUGAGGAAAAUAUGUCUUGCUAGUAAGCAGAGAGACAAAUGGUGCUUUAGACUGAGCAAAAUGUGAAAAAAAUCCUGUUACAUGCUCAGUCACGUUAACAAGUGUGAUGACAAAUAAUGUAAAUGAUGUCUUAGAGUAAUGUUCUUGAAAUACAGCCUUGAUAGUUGAUAGAUUUGGAAAGGAAGGCACAAUUCUGUUACUGUUCAACUUUUUUCCCAGCUACCAGGUAGAAGCUUUUUAUUUUGCCUGCCUGUAUAUGUUAGAGUGAACUAUACAGAGUUUAGUGGACCACCUUUUGUUCACAACCUUCCAUUGUAUGUAGGAUCAGCCCAAUGAGGUUCUUUUUAAUGAGUGCUGGUUUCACUUUAGUUUGUUUCCCUUCACCUGUCAGUAGUCCGGACUGGUAGCUGGCAGCGACAGACAUGGAAAUGUAGGUCAGUGUCAGACUUAUCUGUUGUCAGUAUGACAUGCUGUAGGAGUGGUUGGCACGGAUUGUACACCAUGACAUUCCUGACAGAUAUGUUGGGUUUUUAUGUUUUUAUUGUGGAUGUUUUUGCUUGCAUGGUGUGAGUGGGUCACACUGCAACAUCUUUAGGUACAUGCAAAUUGUCAGGGAAGUGUGCACUUGCCACACUUUAUCAAAUAGUGAAGCUGGUUACUGUUCAUUGUUGAAAUUUUACAGACAAGCUGUUCUGGGAUCGAAAAAACUCUUUGACCAAUCGUAUGAUGGGGUGAGCACUUCUCAGCAUGUGUGAAUAAUGAUCUUGUCAACAAUGGUUGAUUAUAAACAGGACUCCUUAACAGCAGAUAGACAAAAGAAAAAGUGGUACAGGUAAUGGUGACCUUUCUUGUUCCUGCAGGGAAAAAAAUCUGUCCUUGCAAGCUGGAAUAUUACCGAGGGUUGGGGAUGUGCAUGUGUGUGCAUGUUUGUGUGCGUACACGUGCGCACAUGCAUAUAAAAUGUAUGCUAGCAGACAUGAAAGCAGUUGUGUUUAGUCUAGCUGAUGGCGUUUUAAUCAAUUGUGUUUUGAUGUGGCAGUGCACAAUCUUUUUUUUUUUUAAUUUGAUGUGAAGAUGCGGAAAUAAAAUAUUUUAUAAAA